AUGGAGUACCGACAAAAACGACAGCUCACCUUCGUGACAGUUGGAUUAAUUUUUCUUAUGAGCGGUAUCGAGUACGCUGUGAUCCUACCCACCAUAUGGAGGUACCUGCAGAUCCUUGAGGCACCGCCGUACUUCCUGGGUCUCGGCCUGUCCGCGUUCAGUUUCAGCGGGCUGCUGUUCGGACCUCUGUUUGGCCACUGGUCUGAUCGGACCCGUACCACCAAGAAUAUCAUCCUCCUGGCCAACGUCUUCGAGAUCGUCGGUAACUUCAUGUAUUUCAUGGGCUAUUCCAAGUGGCUGCUCCUAUCGAGCCGGAUCGUAGCAGGGAUCGGAGCCGGGGCUGGUUCCUCCAUAUUCGGGCUCCUCACACGGAUCACGUCGUUAGAGAAUCGCGCCACAGUCUUCGCAACCGUCAUGGCCUGCCGCCAAGCCGGACUCCUGAUUGGUCCAGCGUUCAAUAUCUUUUUGAGGCUCUGCGAUUUCCAGCUGGGUCCCUUCAUCGUGAACAAGUACACAUCCCCUGGGCUCUUCAUGAGCAUCGUGUGGGGCCUGCUGGAGUUGGUGGUUCUGUUCAUGUACUGGGACCUACCACCUCUCGACCAUGGGGGCCAGGGGAUGAACAUGGAGGAGGUGGAGGUGGAAGAGGAGGCACAACCCCUGGUGACCAAUGAAGAAGCAGAAGACUCUGAGUUCAGGACCUUCAUCAGUACCGAACAGCUGGAAUGCCAGGAAAGAAGAAGCAUUUAUGGAAGAUGGAUUGAUUGUCACGAUAAUGAUGCUUUGGUCCCUUCCUCCGUCCCCGUAGAAUUCCUGAGGGAGGAGGUGUUGCUGCUGCUGGCUGCCCAGUUCGUCACGCUGUUUAAUCAGACGGCGCUGGAGACCAUGGUGACCCCCCUGACACAGAAGUACUUUGGCUUUGGCGAGCUGCAGAACAGCAUGAUGUACUUCCUGUGCGGCGUGGAGGUCAUCGCUGGCUUCCUGCUGGUGCGCGGUCUCAGCCGCUGCCUGGCUGACCGCCUGGUGCUCGCCCUGGGAUUGGCCGUCUGCAGCAUCUCCUGCGCCUGGUGCCUCGUCUUCCUCACUGAUCCCCGAGGUGGGUACCCCUGGCAGUUGGCGAAGUUCAUCAUGGGGGUCUUCCUGCAGCUUCUGGGCCUCCCCUUUCUUACUGUCUCCCAGGUGUCACUUUUUUCUAAAGUUACCUCGGCGAAGACGCAAGGGUUCAGCCAGGGCGUGCGGCGCUCAGUGGGGGGACUGGCCACCAUUUUGGGCCCCCUGUGGGCCGGGGGCCUGACGGAGAACCUGCAUUUGAUGCUGGGGCUGAUGAUGGCCUUGCUGGUCAUGGUCUCGGUUGUGACCGCACUCUCCUACGAUCGUCUGGUGGAGCCGUGUGCUGCACGGCCCCCCCGCAGCUCUGAGGUCAUCAGAACGAGCAGGUGGGGGCACCCAUCCAGUCGCCGUGGAAAGAAGGAGUGGCUACAUUGGCAGAAUGAGAAUCACUGUUUAUCAGCUUAUACAGAUACAUUUAAACAAAACAAAAGAAACUUGUUAAACUUUUAAAUGAUAAUGGCGCUCUGUUGUUAGCUAAUGAGUGUUUUGUUUU
Paramormyrops kingsleyae is the source of this 1600-nucleotide messenger RNA. Its product is annotated as major facilitator superfamily domain-containing protein 8-like. Gene Ontology annotation, molecular function: transmembrane transporter activity. Gene Ontology annotation, biological process: transmembrane transport. The record is from RefSeq and is a predicted model, not a curated record. NCBI's taxonomy places the organism in Eukaryota, Metazoa, Chordata, Actinopteri, Osteoglossiformes, Mormyridae.